AUGCUCGCUUAUCCAAGCUGAGUCUGCAACUGACCAAGAUAGGCCGCACCGCAGUGCUGUCCCUGCUCACUCGGUUUGCGCCCCUGACCAACUAAGACGCUACUCUGCACCAGUAUAACCACGGCAGCAUUAUAGGCAUGAUGGAAUACCAGCCCUGAGGCCGGAGGACUUCAAGUUCAAAUAUCAAACGAGCGCCUAAAGGCGGACUCUCCUACUAUUUGAGCAUUGAUAAACCUAGAGCUCUCAUAGGCAUGGCACACACCCCCUGAACGCGGCAAAAAUGAAGGUCCCCUGCACGGAAUGCAGUCAGCUCUGCAGGAGGAAAGUCGUCAAGCGCGGCACUGAGAACAUCGGCAGGAUCUACUACAAAUGCGAGACAUGCAACCACAAGGUUGGCUGGGAGGAUGAGCUGGAAAAGGGCGUGCUGCCGUGGAAGCGCAAGCCAGACCUAGUUGCAGCUGGCACGGACGCCAAACAGACAGAUGACCCCCCGCCGGCAGUGCCCGUGGCAGCAAUCACUGCAGGCCCGUCAGCCACUGAUGCGCAGCGGAAGACCGCGUCCGCUCGCCGGCCCGAGGCAGGGCAGCAGCUACCUGCAGCAGCAGUGGGAGGCAACCGGCGGACUGCCGUGGACGCAACACCUGUGGCAGCGGGUGCGGUUGUGGGCGUGACGGCUCAGCGAGUGUCUCCGGAUGCACAGCCAGACAUUGCGGGAGCCGGAGCACCAGCAGCACAGCAGCAACAGCAACAGCAGCAGGGCCACGUGAGUGUAGCCGGCUCGACAGCCGCGGGCAGCACAACCCAGGCCCAGCCGGCUACGCGCACCCGGCGUGCGGCGUCAGCUGCAGCAGUGGUUCCAAAGCCUGGGCCAACAGCACCCAAUGUCGCAACAGCGGCUGCAGUGCCUCUACCGAAAGAGGACGACGAUGAAGUCGAAAUUACCUGCGAGGUGCAGGCCGAGGCGGGGCCCGGGUCAGCGGCGGCUGCGGCUACAGCUGCCGCCGGCGGUGCAGCGGCUGUGGAUGCGGCGGGAAAGCGGCGAGCGCCAGCGGCUGGUGGCGCGCAACCAUUUGCGCCGCCGACUCCCGACAGCAUUGCGGAUGAGAACGAUGAAGAGGUUCACAGCAACGGCGCAGGGCCACAGGCGGGCGCAGAAGGGCCGCCGCAGCAACCGCGUGCAGAGCAGGUGGCAAAUGCGUCCAGAGUAGGUGCUGUGCCGGGUGCGCAGGCUCCAGGGGCUGCUCGACAGCAGCAGGGAACAACUUUACAAACGGCGGCUGGGCGGACAAUUACGUCGAUUGCGGAGGAGCCGCACCUAGCGGCGGCGAAGCGGAAGUUUGAGGCUGCGGCAGGGGGCGGACCGCCGAACAAGCGGCAGGCCACAGCCGCAGCGGUGGCGGGCACGGUGAAUGGCGUGAUGUUGAAUGGCGUUGGGCCGUCCGUUCAAUACUCACGCAGCAGUCCUGCCACUGCGGCGGCAGGGACACGCGCAGCGGCAGUUGCCGCAGCACAGGCGCAGGCGGCUGCGCAGGCUGCAGUGGCGGCCCAAGUUGCCAGUGCCAAGGGAGUGCAUCCCGCCGCGGCCGCGGCUGCUGCGGCCGACCACGCAAUAAAUACCCAGGGCAUGUUCGCAGCACGUAAUGUACAGGCGCUGGGGGCCGGGCACGCGGGAGCGGGUGCUGCUGGCGCGGGUGUCAAGCCGCCGCAGCCGGUAGUCGACUUUGUCAAUUACAUCCCAGGUGUGAACGCGACGCCAACGGAGCGGGGUCUGUACCACCAGCUGCGUCAGCUGCGGACCGAGCGGGCCCAACUUGAAGCGCAGCUGUCACAGGUGCAGGCGCGGAACGCCGUGUUGGAGCAGGCGUUGGAGGCGCAGCAUCUCAAGGUUAAGCCGCUGGAGCGGCAGUUGGUGGAGUUGCGGGGGCGCGAGGGAAACUACGUGAGCCAGAUCAAGGGCCUGAAGGAGCAGGUGGCCAUCUACAUCGCGAGGGACCGGGCGCAGCAGGAGGCCACGGCUCGCAAGGCCGCGGCGGACCAGGCGGCACGCGCACAAGCCGAGACCGCUGCGCGCGAGCAGGCGUGGGCACAGGCGCAGGCGGCACAGCACGCUCAGGCCGCGCAGCACGCGCAGGCGGCGCAACAUGCGCAAGCUGCACAGCAAGCACAGGCGGCGCAAGCCGCGCAGGCGGCAGCGGCGCAGGCUGCUGAGGCUUCUGUGCAUGCACAGGCACAAUACUCGGCUGCCUACGCACAGUGGUUCGGCCGCGGCUUCCCGCCUGGCUUCGCGCCGCACGGGUUUGCACAGCAGGCGCAGGCGGCACACGCUCAGUACGCCGCUCAGCAGCAGCAGCAGCAGCAGUACCCUUUUGGCGCUGCCCACCAGCAGCAGGCGCAGCAACAUGUAAACGGCGGUGCGGCGCCUCAACAGCCGCAGCAGCCGCAGGCACCAAUGCAGGCGCCGCAGGACGCCGCGGCUGAGGCAGCAGCCUGGGCUGCCUUCGCCACCGCCACGCCACCUAUGCUGGACGACAGCACCUCGGUACGCGCGCUCAAAACCUUCCUGGAGCAGGCGGGUGCUGCGGCGGCAACUCGCACGUGCAGCGAGAAGGGCGAGCUGCUGGCUCUGGCGCGGGAGCGGCUGAAUGCGUGGGAGAUCCGGCGCGUGAUUGCGUGCAGCAAGUUGCAGGGCUACGAGCGGCACGUGUUCCGGCUCACGCGGGAGUUGCACACGCUGGCGGCGCUGCAGAAGUCGUGGCGUGAUCUGCGCAUCCGGCUGCAUCCGGACAAGAAUCCCGGCGACGACCUGGCCACGCCGGCCUUCCAGUUCCUGCAGGUUGCGUUUGAAAAGCUGAAGAAGGAUUUCGAGGGGCCGCGCCGGUGAGGCCGGCCGGGCAGCAGAACCAGAUGUUGUUUGAAGCGGCCUGGAGAUAUAGACUGGUUGAUCCAUCACCAGGAGUAGGCGCAGGAGCAGUAGUGGCAGACAGUGGAGGCGGCCGCGGUGCUAGCGCUGGCUAGGCUAUGGCAUUCGCCGGGGUGACAAGCAUGCACUAGCAGGUCCAAGCGGACAGGCAAGCAAGGGCAGCUUCAGGUGCUUGGUCUAUCUGGGUGACACUUGCGGAGUAGCAACAUGACUAAUGGGGAGCAAGCGGUGGCGACAUGAAGUGACGGCCACAAGACAGGCACGCAUUACGGCCUCGUCCUGAAGGCUUCUGCCGUCGCUAACGGCUGGUGUGGGUUCUGGUGCACUUCAUCGUUUGAAAAUAGCUUGGGCCUCUUGCGUACAAGAAUGUGGUGUAUGCUGUAUUGCCUUUAGAAUGUGCUGUACGGUAUGCUGUAUUGCCUUUAGGAUGUUCUGUAUUACCUGGAGGUAUCGAGCAGAGGCGGCAUGAAGCAGAGGCAGCAUGAAGUAGUCCAUGGAAGUAUGAAGCAGAGGCGGCUGCAGCUGACGUCAAACAAAUGACUCCAGGUGACUAUUGCACGUAAGCCGGAGUGACACGGUGACAAAGGAGUGGUGGCAUGUUUCGACAAGGAGUGUAAGAUUGUUAUAUC
Messenger RNA from Chlamydomonas reinhardtii, 3549 nucleotides. RefSeq lists its product as uncharacterized. The record is from RefSeq and is a predicted model, not a curated record. The coding region runs from base 281 to 2881 and encodes 866 amino acids. The transcript has 2 exons. Lineage: Eukaryota; Viridiplantae; Chlorophyta; Chlorophyceae; Chlamydomonadales; Chlamydomonadaceae. Gene Ontology annotation, molecular function: zinc ion binding.